AUGUCCUCGCCGUCAACGUCUGCGCCCUUGGAACAGCCCGUUUCCGAGGCGCUGCUGCUCGUACUCGGUCCCGUGUUCAUCGGGACACUGUUCAGCUGGCUUCUGUACGGUGUUUCAUGCGUACAACUAUAUCUCUACCAUGUAUCAACGUACAAUGACGCCUCAUGGAUUCGCUCUCUGGUAUAUGUGAUCUUUCUUCUAGACACAUAUCACACUGUCGUCGCUGCUUUCAUGGGCUGGAACUUCUUGUGUUCUGGCUGGGGCCGUCCGUCCGCUCUGGUAUACCCCGGAUGGACCUUUGUGUCCAUUCCGAUCAUCUCUGGGAUCGUUGCUGCUCUGGUUCAGAUCUUCUACGCAUGGAGGAUCCACAUUUUGCGCGGCUGGCGCAUGUUGCCUUUGCUCAUCAUCGCGCUCGCUCUCCUACAAGCAGCUGGCGGGAUCUCGACGGGAAUUGGGGUUGUACCAUUCACCAAUGUUUCCCAGAUUCAUUUACUCGAGUCCAGGAUUGAUGUAUGGCUUGCCGGAAGUGCCACAGUGGAUGUUAUUAUCUCAGUCUCUAUGGUCUACAUCCUCUUCACGGCUCGCCAAAGCUCGAUGAUCUCGCUGCACGGCGAGCGGAUCAUCAAUAGGCUCAUCCGACUCUCCGUCGAGACGGGAAUCGCGACUACGACAACAGCCGUAUUGGAGCUAGGCAUGUUCUUCUGGACCCCAAACGCGAACUUCUACGUGCUUCUCUCUCUCAUCCUCUGCAAAGUGUACUCCAACGCACUCAUGACCUCGCUCAACUCCCGUGCACUUCUCAAGCGCUCUCGAGGCUCCUUAGGUCCCGAAUCAACCUCAACGUUCACCAACUCGGGCGCUUCGGCGACAUUCGGCGGUACGCGGCGGCACGUCGAGGCAAUCUCGCUCCCGCCUAUAUCUAUGCCCGUCGUGCACGUCUCUUCUGAGACUGAGGUGUUCAGGAACUCGGCUGAUAAGCCGCCGGGUAGCCUGAAGGCUAUCUCCGAGUACGACUCGAUCGAGAUGGUCGAAGAGGUAACCUUCUCGCAUGCCGACCACGUAGCCACAGCUGUGUGA
Messenger RNA from Peniophora sp. CBMAI 1063, 1077 nucleotides. The record is from the annotation of a GenBank genome assembly. NCBI's taxonomy places the organism in Eukaryota, Fungi, Basidiomycota, Agaricomycetes, Russulales, Peniophoraceae.